GCGUUCCGGACGCCUGGGCCCUCCCCGGCGGGGCCGGGCCCGGACGCCUGGGCCCUGGGUAGCGGCGAGCGCCUCGGACGCCUGGGCCCUUUCCGGCGGUGGCGAAGGCCGGCCCGGACGCCUGGGCCCCGUCUGGCGGCGCCGCUCCGGGACGCCGGGGCCCCUUUCUGCUGCCGGAGAAGCCGCUGCCGGACGCCGGGGCCCUUGUCGCGGCGCUGGGGGAGCGCCGUCGGGGACGCCUGGGCCCCGCCGCGCACCGCGGGCUCCGGGACGCCGGGGCCCCCCCUCCCGCGGCGUGACUCAGUUUCGGCGGCGGCGGCGGCCCGGAAGGGGGGGGCGGCCGGUCCCCCCCCCCCGCGGCGCUUCCUGGGCGGGGCGGCGCCCGGUUAAAGCGCGCGGCGGCGGCGCCCGGUUAAAGCUCGCGGCUCGGCGCUCGGGGCGGCGCAUGGCGGCGGCGGCGCGGCUGGCGCUGCUCGGGGCGGUGCUGCCGCUGCUGCCGGGCGCGGGGCGCGCGCUCUCCACCUGCCGCACGCUGGACCUGGAGCUGGCGCGGCGGCGGCGCGUGGAGGCGAUCCGCGGGCAGAUCCUCAGCAAGCUGCGACUGGCGGCGCCGCCCCCCGCCGAGGCUCCCGCGCGGCCGCUGCCCGCCGAGGUGGCGGCGCUCUACAACAGCAGCCGCGAGGCGCUGCGCCGCCGCGCCCCCCCCGCGCCGCCGCCCGACGACUACUACGCGCUGCAGCUGCACCGCUUCCCCGCCGAGCGCGGCCCCGGGGAGGGGCCGCUGGAGCGCUGGCAGCCCACGAGCCACAGCACCUUCUUCGUGUUCAACAUGUCGCGGGUGCGGGCGGAGAUCGGGCACGAGGCGCUGCUGCACCGGGCCGAGCUGCGCAUGCUGCGGCAGCGGGCGGCCGCCGAGACGCUGGGCGCCGAGCAGCGCCUGGAGCUCUACCAGGGCUACGGCAACGCCUCGUGGCGGUACCUGCACGGCCGCUCGGUGCAGGCCACGGCCGAGGACGAGUGGCUCUGGUUCGACGUCACCGACGUCGUGCACCAGUGGAUCAGCAGCAGAGAGCCCCUGGGCGUGUUCAAGCUGAGCGUGCACUGCCCCUGCGAGGGGGGGCCCGGCGGCCCCGAGGACAUGAAGAUCACCAUUGAGGGCUUCGAGAAGCAGCGGGGCGACAUGCAGGGCAUCGCGCAGCGGCGGCAGCGGGGGCCCUACGUGCUGGCCAUGGCGCUGCCCCCCGAGCGCGCCAACGAGCUGCACAGCGCCCGGCGCCGCCGCGCCCUCGACACCGACUACUGCUUCGGGACGGAGGAGAAGAACUGCUGCGUGCGGCCGCUCUACAUCGACUUCCGCAAGGAUCUGCAGUGGAAGUGGAUCCACGAGCCCAAGGGCUACAUGGCCAACUUCUGCAUGGGGCCCUGCCCCUACGUGUGGAGCGCCGACACCCAGUACACCAAGGUGCUGGCGCUGUACAACCAGCACAACCCCGGGGCCUCGGCGGCGCCCUGCUGCGUGCCCCAGGCCCUCGACCCGCUGCCCAUCGUCUACUACGUGGGGCGCAAGGCGCGCGUGGAGCAGCUCUCCAACAUGGUCGUCCGCGCCUGCAAGUGCAGCUGACCCCCCCGCCCCCCCCCCGCCGCCGUAUUUAAUUCCGCCUUUUUUUUUUUUGUAA
Dromaius novaehollandiae (emu) is the source of this 1676-nucleotide messenger RNA. It is a transcript of the gene TGFB1, whose product is annotated as transforming growth factor beta 1. The record is from RefSeq and is a predicted model, not a curated record. Lineage: Eukaryota; Metazoa; Chordata; Aves; Casuariiformes; Dromaiidae. Gene Ontology annotation, cellular component: extracellular region. Gene Ontology annotation, biological process: transforming growth factor beta receptor signaling pathway; regulation of cell population proliferation. The transcript is spliced from 7 exons. Bases 446 to 1621 code for a protein of 391 amino acids. Gene Ontology annotation, molecular function: transforming growth factor beta receptor binding; growth factor activity; cytokine activity.